Suricata suricatta (meerkat) is the source of this 4498-nucleotide messenger RNA. RefSeq names its product V-set and immunoglobulin domain containing 10 (gene VSIG10). The transcript has 9 exons. Bases 225 to 1841 code for a protein of 538 amino acids. Gene Ontology annotation, cellular component: cell-cell junction. The record is from RefSeq and is a predicted model, not a curated record. Gene Ontology annotation, biological process: cell-cell adhesion. NCBI's taxonomy places the organism in Eukaryota, Metazoa, Chordata, Mammalia, Carnivora, Herpestidae. Gene Ontology annotation, molecular function: cell adhesion molecule binding.
CGGGGCCGGAAUCGAGCCGGGAGCCCAGCGCAGCUCCCGGCCGCGGACUUCGGGCUCAGCCCAAGCAUCCCUCCUGGGGGCCGCGGAAAGCGGAGCUACUCGGCCGUUCCGAGGAUAGGGAGGAGCACUCAGCUCCCCGGGGGCCGGGGGGCUCUGGGGGGCGCACGUCCAGCCAGCCAGCGCCUGCGCUUCCUGAGGGGCCCCUGGCCGGCCUCUGGGGCGAGAUGGCCGCGCGCGUCCGGGCGUCCCCGCCGCGGGUCCUCGUCUGCCUCGGGGUGCUGCUGGCCCGCUGGGUCGCCGCAGGAUUAGAGGCUCUGGUCAUCGGAGAGGUCCACGAGAACGUAACUCUGCACUGUGGCAACAUCUCGGGACCAAGGGGCCUUGUGACCUGGUACCGGAAUGACUCGGAGCCUGUCUUCCUCCUGUCCUCCAAUUCCAGCUUCCAGCCGGCCGAGCAGCGCUUCUCUCUGGCCGAUGCCAGCUCGUUGCACAUCGAGGCGCUGACCCUGCGGGACGAGGGGAACUACACCUGCCGGGAGGUCCUGAAUGAGACGCGGUCGUUCCGAGCGUGGCUGCGCGUGGCCCGUGGUCCCUAUGAGGUCGAGGUCAAUAUCUCCAGCACCGGCACGCUCCCCAAUGGGACCCUCUAUGCGGCCAGAGGCUCCCAGGUGGACUUUAGCUGCAGCAGUAGCUCUUGGCCUGCACCGACGGUGGAGUGGCAGUUCCGGGCCCCCGAUUCCAGCCCGGAGCCCUUUGGAAACAACCUGACGGUCAGCAGCUUCAUUCUGCUGCUCAUGUCACCAAACCUCCAAGGAAACUACACCUGUUUGGCCACGAACAUGCUCAGUGGGAGACAGCGGAAGGUGACCACCGAGCUCCUGGUCUACUCCCCCCCUCCGUCAGCCCCUCAGUGCCGGGCAGAGACGUCACAAGGACAGCUCACGCUGCAGCUCACCUGCCGCUGGGACGGGGGAUACCCGGACCCGGACUUCCUCUGGACCGAAGAGCCAGGAGGUGUGGUCGUGGGGACGUCGAAGCUGGGGGUGGCGAUGCUGAACCAGUCCCAGCUGUCAGAUGGCAAGAAGUUCAAGUGUGUUGGGAGCCACAUAGUGGGGCCGGAGUUGGGAGCCAGCUGUGUGGUACAGAUCAGAAGCCCCUCCCUUGUCUCUGAGCCCAUGAAGACUUGCUUCGUGGGGGGCAACGUGACGCUCACCUGCCAAGUUUCUGGAGCCUAUCCCCCUGCCAGGAUCCUGUGGCUGAGGAACCUCACCCAGCCCGAGGUGGUCGUCCGGCCCAAUGGCCACUAUCUCAUCACCCAGGAUGGCCAGAGCUCCACACUCACCAUCCGCAACUGCUCCCAGGUCCUGGACGAGGGCUACUACGUCUGUCGGGCCGAGAACCCCGUGGGGGUGCGGGAGGUGGACAUCUGGCUGAGCGUGAAAGAACCUUUGAAUAUCAGUGGAAUCGUGGGCACCAUCGUGACCCUUCUUCUGCUGGGACUGGCCAUUAUCUCGGGGUUUAUGCUGUAUUACAGCCCGGUGUUCUGCUGGAAAGGAAACACUUUCAGGGGGCAAGACAUGGGUGAUGUCAUGGUUUUGGUGGAUUCCGAAGAAGAGGAGGUAGAGGAGGAAGAUGCUGCAGAAGAGGAGGAGGAAGAGGAGGAGGAAGCAGAUGAGAUGGAGGAGUCACCAAAGGAAAUACAGAAGCACGGCCACAUCCAUCAAGUGACUGCACUGGUGAAUGGGAACGUAGACUGGAUGGAGAACGGACUCCAGGCUCUGCAAGACGACAGCAGCGAGGAGCAGAGUGACAUCAUUCAAGAAGAAGAUCGGCCAGUUUGAAGAAGAGAGAAUUGUCCUCCGUGAUCCUGUCUUGAAAGCUUUGACUUGACUCACACCCCUGCCUGAAGGCUCAAAAUGGUUUGGGACUCCCAGCAAAAAAGAAAAACACACACACACAUAUAUUUCCUUUCUUUUUUUUUUUUCUCCCCCUAAACUGGUUUGACUCGCUGUAAGUUUUCUCAUUGACGUUGAAAAGUACUGGGAACGGGCAGUGUGUGGGGGAAAGGUGCAGUCGGCAUCUGAGGUGCCCCUUUUCACUGUGACUUCUGGCUUUAUCCAGCUUGAAUGAUGCUGAUCUGGGGGAAGCAGGAGGAGGGGAAGUCCUUGACCUCAGUGCUCAGGACUCUCAGUGCACUAUGAAGGGUGUGUAGCCGGCUUGUCCCAGCACGCAGGGAAUAGCGUGGGGUCCCUGCCCAGGUAAGCUGGAGAACAAGGCAGACGUCACCUCCCUGGACAAGGCGAGAAGGUGUCCAUUACCGAUGCUAGUCAGAGGGAGGCAGUGUGGUUCGGGCUUGGGAGUUGGAAACACUGAGGCUUGAAUCUGGGCCCUGCUUCUUGUUUCACGGGCUUGGGCACAUUGCUUUACCGCUCCCCGAGACCUCAGUUUCGUCAUCCACAAAAUAGGUGGAAUCAUACCUGCUGUACAGGGUACAGCGGGUCCCUAAACGAGGCACUCCUGAAAUGAGGUGCUUGUGGGUGUGAAAUGUCAACUGUAAAUUACAAGCUGCCGCCUUGGCCUCUCUUUCUUUGUUGAAUGGUUUCCGAUGAGAGCUUUCCUGAUGGUGUUUGCUUCCCUGGGGUAUAAUUCUUUUCAAAAGCGGUAGGGGCCCACAAGAGGAAGUGCCUUUCAUUAGAACCUCUCAUUUUGCAGGGCUUCAUGUUUCUACAAAAGCCUUCGGUGAUACCCUGUUGGUUUUCAGAAUUCCCCACUCCUUUCUCCUGUGGCUUUGAAAGAAGGCAGGAGAAAUGUUUUGCAGCGGAGUAUCUAGCGAGGAGUAGUCCUUGGGCAGACAAGUUCAUCUGGCCUCGGUUUCUAGCUCUUGGAAAUGGGAGUGAGAAGACUUGUUUCCUUUCCACUUCCUAAGGAAGGAGAUCACGAGGAUACAUUGGCCAAUAUAACGCAAGUUUUGGGCUAAAAAUAACAUAUGAGGAGUUUAAGCUGCUGUUUCUAGAUCCGUGGACAGUUCAGAGAUUUUUGUUUCUCUGACUUCAUCCAAAUCUCUUAAACGUCAGGGACCUAACAAGGGUGCAAAAGAUGUGUGCUAAACAUGAAAAUCUGACAACUUGAGUGUGCAUUCUUUAAUGUUCAUGUCCUGCCUGUUGCACAGGACCUGGGGCUUAAUGGGGAACUUCCUUUCUUCAGUAGCAGGGACUGGAGCUCCUGGAAGCCGAGAAGCUGGUUCUCUGCAGGGUUACCCUGCAGGUGUGGCUGGGACAGCUCUAUUUUCUUGGAUGCAAAGACUGACCUGAGCAAAAUCACGAGAAGUGAACCCUGUCCCCAGCUCAGAACCCUGGCGGUCCAGGAGCUCACUGCAAUUUCUACCCCUCAGGAAUCGCUGUGGCCUGCUAACAACAGUUCUGACAUGCUGAGUCUUUUGCUGGACGGUAUUUCAGUCCUUAACCACUCUGGCCAGUCUAAGGCAGCAUUGUUUCAGAACAGGAGACUCGAGUUCCCGAUGAAGCCACCGAACACUGAGCUUGUCUCCCUUUCGAAUCUUCCGCGAUUAAAGUCCCGAAAGAGUCCACUCGGCAGAGGCAACCAUAUUUAAAAAGAGGAUAAGAAAAGAAAACAGGAGACUAAAAGAUCCCUAGGUAGGAACACAGAGAAUGAUUUGCAAGAUCACAGAGAUGCUUUCCAGAACUUUCCUCUUCUCUUGCACACGCACCUGAUGAUAGAAAAUAUUCGGGGCGGGGUUGUUCCACUAACAAUAGGGGGCUUCAGGGUCUUGUCAAACACUAUAGACCCUGGAUUAGCUGAGCCACGACGUCUGUCACUUCUAUCUGAGCCCUACGUGCACAUGAAUAUGGCUGGGUCAGGUAAGAGCGCAGGUACUGGGGUUCUUCAAGCUGUAAGGGUUUCUACAGAAUGAGGGCUUGCUUUUCUUUUGAGAUGACCCCCGUACCCAAAACUACAAGCGUGUUGACUGUGGGGUACAAAGUCUGGGUGGCAAAGUCCAAGCUGUUAUAUCGCUCGAUUAUGCAAUCUUAACUGAAUGUAUUGUGAACUCCCAGAUCUCCUUAUCAGAAGCAGGAAGAUAAAUACUGAAGGGCUAUCACAACUGCCAUUUCAGCAGGGGCCACUGGGGAAGGGCUCCGCCAUCCUGUGACUUUGAUAUUAGCCUCAUUCUCAUAAGCACACACAGGCCCUGCUACUGCAGAAAACCUGUGAUGGGAAAUUUCCAGAACCCAUGCACCGAAACCUGGAAAAUCACCCUUGCUGGGUAAAGUUUAUCAUGAUGCAGCGCCAACUGGGAGUUCUCGCCACGGGACUGGCCACAGGACUGCUGCACAGAAAAACGAGCAGAUCCCUCCGCGUUACUUACAUGUUAAUAUUUGGUGUGCGUGCGUGGGGGGGGGAUGGGUAAGAGAAAUUUAUUCUGAGGUUAUAAUGUGGAUUUUUUAAAAAAGAUUAUGGAAUAAAGUUAUUUUUAAGUAAA